AGCUCUAAGCCGGAGGAGGAGCUCGCACUCGGUCCUGCCGGGAGAGACCGCAUGGCCCUCUUCACCCGCCCCUCCUCGUGGCUGGUGUCGCCGCUGCUGCCGCUGCUGCUGCUCUACUGCGCGCCCGGAGAGGCGGGUGGCGGUAUAGCUGUGCAGGUGGCCUCCAAUGUGACCGGCUUCUUGGGUGAGACUGUAGCCUUGCACUGCAGCCUGGCUUCUAAAGAGACUAUGACGAUCACACAGAUAACCUGGAUGAAGCGGAUGCCAGAUGGAUCGCGCCCUCCCGUGGCUAUCUUUCACCCCAAGAAGGGGCCCAGCAUCGUGGAGCCAGAGCGGGUGAUGUUCUUGUCUGCCAGGCUGGAUGAGGAUCCCAGGAACGCAUCUCUGGCCAUCUCCCACUUGCGUGCUGAAGAUGAAGGCAGCUAUGAAUGUCAGUUUGCCACAUUCCCCACAGGCAGCAAGAGCUCCAGGGUCUGGCUGAAGGUGCUUGCCCGACCUAACAACUCUGCUGAGGCCCUGAAGCCCAAUUCCACCUCGAAGCUGCAGGAAGUAGCUAAAUGCAUCUCCGCUGGUGGGCGCCCUCCUCCACGAAUCACCUGGUCUUCGGAUGUGAAUGGAAGCACCCGUGAAAUUCAGAAACCAGGGCCCCAGCCGGGCUCCGUGACGGUGAUCAGCCUCUUCUCUGUGGAGCCCUCCAGCCGGGCAGACGGCAAGAACAUCACCUGCAGGGUAGAACAUGAAAGCCUCCAGAAGCCGGACCUGCUGCUCCUGACCCUUUCCCUAAACUAUCCACCUGAAGUGUCCAUCUCUGGCUAUAAUGGCAACUGGUUUUCAGGCCUCAAAGAUGUGGUCCUGACCUGUGAAAGCCGCAGCAAACCUAUGCCCCUCAGCUAUGAAUGGAGCACGGCCACAGGUUCCCUGCCCACCUCUGCUGAACCCCAGGACAGUCAGCUCCGAAUCACCACUGUGGAUCAUCUCAAUAACACAAUCCUCGUGUGUAAUGUCACCAAUGCCCUAGGGUCUGGUCAGGCCCAAGUGACAAUCCUAGUCAAAGAGAAAUCUGAGGUUUUGGAGCCAGAUUCAAGCUUAAGCCCUAAGCUCAUCGCCACCAUCAUCAUCGGCAGCCUGGUUGUCCUCGGUAUUAUGUGUGUGGUAUUCUGGAUGUGCAAGCGUGGUUGUUCUCUGUGGCCCAGGUCCAUAGAUAAUACGGGUGCCUGCUAUUCAUUAGUGAGACGUGACUGCUCUACCCAGAACAUGGAGGAAAACAGCAUGAGGUGACAGUGAUGGGAAGACAGAACUAAGGAACUUGGAAGUCUCAACAACUGGAACUUCAGAAACACUGUUUCAUGUUUUCAUGUGCUUAGUUUACAAUGCUGUACUUUGCCUUUCUCAUCUUACCUUACAAAUGAAUAAGCUUCUAGAAACUAGCCACCCAGUGCAGUGAACGUAGCAAGUUUGGAGCUCUCCCAGGACCCUAGUAAAUUCCACAUUGUCAAAAAGGACUCAUGGAGCCCAGUGUGGAGCUCAUACCUGUCAUCCCAGCAAGUGGAGGGCAGAUGCAAAGUUGAGUCUGGCCUGGGCUACAGAGUGAAGCCCUGUCUAUACACACACAAACAGGCUUUGAGACGGCCAUAAACUGAAGUCUUUCUGUGGGGAAGAUAAGUCUUCUACCUCAUGUUGACCAUGUAGAAUGUUCUAGGAGCUGAAAGACUUCGGCCACUGAGAUUCAGCUGCAGAAUCUCUUGUUUGGUUGAGUCAUUCAUGGCUUGUCCCUCUUUCCUCUCUGGACAAAGCUUCACUAUGUAGCCAAGGUUGGGCUCAAAUCACAGAGAUCAGUCUGCUCUACCUCCUAAGUGCCACCACACUUCUAGGUCUUCUUUUUGAUGAAGUAAAGAAAAAUAUAUUUAUAAAAACUAUCUUAUUUUAUAUACAUAUAUCUCUUUUAUAUUUAUACAUAUAGUUUCAUAUAGCCCACGUUAUCCUCAAACUAAUUUUGUAGCCAAGAAUGAUCUUAAACUAAUUUAUUUUAAUUUAUUUGUCUUCAAGAUUAAACAUACCCUAACCCCUGUUCCCUUCCUUUUCUUCUCCUCUCAAUUCAUUAGACACUAUUCUGAUUUAUGUCUUAAAAGACAUUGUGUUUAACUACAUAAAAAUCUGUGAACCACAAAUGAAAAGACUAUGUAUUUGUAUCUGUCUUUCUGAGGCUGACUCAAUGUCUUUAAUAUGAUUGUUUCAAGUUGUAUCCAUUUGCUUGCAAAUGCUGUAACUUUCAGGGUUUUUUUGUUUUGUUUUGUUUUGUUUUUGGUUGGUUUUUUUUUUUUUUUUUUUUGUGGCUGAAAAAAAUUCCCUUUGUGUGUGUAUACCACAUUUUCUUUACCCAUUCCUCUGUGGGUGAGCAUCGAGGUUGGUUUCUUAUGUGAGCUGUUCAGCACAUGCUGCAAUAAAUCUCAGCAUCCAGUUGCCUCUGUGAGGUGUUGACCUGGUGAAUCUCCAGGAGUAGAAUAUCCAGGUCCUAUGCUCUGUGUACAGGUUUGGGAGCAAGUUGUGUCCUGACUUCCAUUGUGUAGGGAUAAGGGUCCCGUUUUCCACACCCUCAACAGCCUUUGUUGUUUUCCCUAUGACUUCCAUUCUGACUGUGGAAUCUCAACAUUGAGUGUGUGGUGCACAUGCUUGAAGAGGCCAGAAGAAGACACUGGAUCCCCUGAAGCCAGGCAGCAUGCACUUGUGAGCUGCCCCAUAUGGGUGCUGAGAACCCAAUUCAGGUCCUCUGCCACAAUAAGACAAUGCUCUUAACCACUAGCAUCUCUAUGGCCCCUCAAUAGGUUUGUGUUUAUUAUUGUUGUCGUUAAUGAAUUAAUUUUUUUGAAACGGGUUCUCUGUGUAGCCCUGGCUGUCCUGGAAUUCACUCUGUACACCAGGCUGGCCUCAAACUCAGAAAUCUGCCUACCUCUGCCUCUCAAGUAUCUGGCCCCACAAUAAUGACUUAUGAGGUUGGAUAUUAUGGUGGUUUGAAUGAAAAUGGCCCCCCUACUUUCAUAGGGAGUGGCACUUUUAGGAAGUGUGGCCUUAUUGGAGGAAGUGUGUCACUGGGGGCAGGCUGACACUGUGUCCCUCUCUUCCUGCUGCUGAUCCAGAAGUAGCUCUAGGCUCCUCUCCAGCACCAUGUCUGCCAGUGUGUCAUUGUGACUCCCACCGUGACAGUAAUGGAGUAAACCUCAGACAGUGCAAGCCAGCCCAGUUAGAUGUUUUUCUAAGACACCACAGGGUCUUGGUGUCUCUUCACAGUGGUACAAACCCUAACACUGACUUUUUCCAUGUAUGUAUUGCUGUUUGUAGUCCAUCUUUUCAGAACUGUCUUAAUUUUGGGAACCCAUUUGUUGUGCUGUUUCCCAUUUAAUUUUUUGUGGAGGGGUUGGAAAUGAUCUCUGUGUACUUCUGGCUGCCCUGGAACGCAGAGAGAUCUUCCUGCUUUUGCUUUCUGAGUGCUGGGACUAAGAUCGUGCACCAUUAGACACUGAUUAGAUCUUGAAGGGUUUUCCCUACAGUCUCCCACAGUCCUAGAAUUCACACUUGAAUAAAGGUCUAUGAUGUAUUUGGAUUUGAUUUUUGUUCAGGGUGAGAUAAAGGGAUUAAAUUUUGUUCUUGUGUAUGUGGACAUCCACUUUCCCCAGCACCAUUUUUCGAAGGAAUUGUCUUUUCUCCAGUGUUUAUCUUUCAGCAUCUUUAUGAAAACCCAGAAAAUAUUACCUGGCCAUGGUGACAAGUGUGAAGGAGUCUGGGAAUGGGAUUUUGCCUCUUGGCCUUGGCAGAUGUGGUUUAAUCUAAAGUUCAGUUUCUCAGAAACUGACUUUGGCAGUUUCUCCAGCAGGGUGCUCUGUUCCUGAGAACUAGAUAACAAGCUUUGUGUAACCAUGAGUGAAUCCUCAGACAUUUUGCCAAGAGAAGCAGAUGGGCUGCUACCUUGAAAAAGUUGCUUGUGGUUUUUUGCUUUAAAAGAGCUGCUUGAGUGCUGAAUAAACAAGUC
Molecule: messenger RNA, 4024 nt
Organism: Psammomys obesus (fat sand rat)
Lineage: Eukaryota; Metazoa; Chordata; Mammalia; Rodentia; Muridae
Product: poliovirus receptor-like
Exons: 8
Coding region: 52-1278 (408 amino acids)
Biological process (GO): regulation of viral entry into host cell; positive regulation of T cell receptor signaling pathway; positive regulation of natural killer cell mediated cytotoxicity directed against tumor cell target
Cellular component (GO): apical junction complex; plasma membrane; extracellular exosome
Molecular function (GO): cell adhesion molecule binding
Source: RefSeq, a predicted model, not a curated record